AAUUUGCUAGUAUGGCUACUGGCUACCCGAACAUAAAAGAUAGAUGAUAUGGAACUGAAGACUACCCACAAAGAGGUUCAUAGCAAACCAAUUACAGCAAUAACUGUUAAUCCUCUUAGACGUGAGAUCAUCACAGGCAGUGAGGAUGGCAGUAUCAAAAUUUGGGAAGCUGAGUCUGGUAAAACUGUUCAGAACCUUAACAAACACCAAGGUUGGGUAACAGACCUUUUCUUUUGGCAAGAAGCAAAGCUCCUUGUUUCUGCAUCUAAUGAUGGGCUCAUUAUCACAUGGAGCUCUAGUUCUAUUCCUCACCAAGUAAUCAAGAUAGGCAACCCAAUCUAUUGUGUAUCAUGGAACAGCAAAAGAGAACAAAUCAUAAUAGGACUUAACAAAUCAGUCAAAGCCUUCAAUUUGGUCGAUGGAACUUCCCUGUCUUCGCCAUAUCUCGAUGAAAAAUGUGAGACAGUUACUCAUCACACAGACAUCGUAAAGUCGAUAGUCUGCAUAGACUCCCGGGUUUACACUGCCAGUUUCGACCGAGCACUGAUUAUGUACGAGACAUCCUCCUAUCCCAGCGAUCAUACUCUUCAUGUUAUAUCUGCUUUUAGACAGGCUCAUGCGGCAGCUAUUACGUGUCUCACGAUAAUCCGAGACAGUGAGAGUAACACGUGGCAGAUACUUAGUGGCAGCUUUGACAGAUCUGUAAAGAUAUGGACACAAGACAUCCAACUCAUCCACAAAAUUGAGGGUUUAAGCGGCACAAUAACAAGUAUCUGUUACAUCCCCCUCACGAAAGUCCUGUGGGUUCUAUGUGGGUCGCAAGAUGUUUCAAUGUUCGAUCCCAAGUCAGGAGAGAACAUAACCGAGUACGUGAGCUCGCAGAAGAGUAAAGGAACAGAUUCCUCAAAAUACCAGCUACUAUUGUUACAGUACGUACCAGAACUGCAGGAAGUCUUCUGUACUACCAACAGACGAACUGUCAUGGCGUGGAGAUACAACUCGUGCGCUCCGGUAUCCACACUGCAGUGCAAACACAUUCCUGAAGGUCUGGCUUACACUGGCAAAUCUCCCAUCUUGAUAUUUACUGGGGACUGCGAGGGACGGAUCACGAAAUGGGAGCAGUUACAACUGAACAACUUUAUGUACAGCAGCGACUCUUUUAAUCUUCAGGAUAUGACAAGAACUCUCCAGUUCUCAAACUAUGACGUCAUAACACCACUAAACGGUUCUGAAAGAAAAAGUCGCAGUAUUAACAAGAUGCUUUUUGUGGAAGAUCUUGAUAUUUUGGUAGCUGUUGCGGAUGACUGUCAUAUCUACAUUUGGGGGUUUGACGAACAAGCCAUGAAUGAGCUGAGAGAUAGCGUACCAGGAGGAGAUAACUUGUUCCAAACGAUAGAAGAUGGCGCUGUGACAAACAGAGUUGCUGGGUUUACCUGUAAACGAGUCCUGAACAAGCAUUCACAGUCAGUAACAGGUGCAGCAGUUGUCCCCCAAGAAUCGUACAUGAGCACGAGUCAUUUAAUAAGCUGUGGGGCAGACAGGAGACUGUGCUUGUGGAACUUACAACUUGGAACUCUAGUCGGUACUUACACCAACUCUUCUGGAUCAGAGGCAGCAUCAGAAGAGGUGAUAACAGAUGUGGCUUACGCAAAAUCAAGAAGAGAGUUUGCUUACUCUUCAGCUGACAAACUUAUCUACAUUCGCAAGUUCGCUACCUCUGUCAAAUCCUGGAACCUUUUGCACGUACUUCAAGGACACGAGAGCGAGGUGUCGCACGUGGUAUGGAACGACUUGUGCUCGAUGUGGGUGUCAGGAAGUGACGACUGUACCCUGAGAACUUGGAGCGUUCACAAACACGGCUAUCUAGAGACAACAACAACUGUAACUGACACACAGUGUCCCAUUACUGCUCUAACUUGUGAUCUUGUUAAUGGGGCCGUGAUCGUGGGUCUGCAAGAUAUCAUCAGAGUCUACGAAGGAGGAACAAUGAAGCGAGUUCAGACUCACACCGGACACCGGGACUCAGUCAGGGGACUGAUGCACGUUCCGGAACGUUCUCAGUACAUCAGUAUAGCGUGGGACAGCAGUAUUUGUAUCUGGAACGCUUACAAAUCGUUCAACAGACAGAACAAUAGUCCUGCUCCAAUUUGACGGAUCUAUCAGUAGCCUAAAAUAUUGACAGAACACAUAGUGCGGAGAAGCAAUGUUAGUCUGGUGAUGAUGCACUGCUAAAGGGACAAAUUGGAAACCUCUCAAAAAUUAGGACACUUGCAUGAAGUCCGACUCCUCUAGCACAUGAUAGGGCGCUGCAAUGGUUAACAAUGGUUCUUUACUUCACUAAAUGUUAUAACUUGACAAUUGUUAUAGUGGUGUACUGUUUUAUGGUGAUGUCGAUUUUUGGGCUCCUAUGACUGCCUACCUGCACUAGUGCACUACCUUACUAUACUACCUUACUAUACUUCCUAAUUUCUACAACUACUAUUUAAAAUGCAAGCAUCCAAAGAUACCCUUAUUUUAUAAGUAACAUUUUUUUCCUUAUCAUGUGCCCAUUAUCAUAUUAAUAAUUACAGGCUUACAAUGAGUAAUGAUGAAAUAUUAUGAAUUAUAAUUAAUUAUAAUGAUGCAAUUUGAGGAGUUUAUGCAAUUUUGUAAAAAUUGGUUAUACAUUUUUUUC
Messenger RNA from Bolinopsis microptera, 2674 nucleotides. RefSeq lists its product as uncharacterized. Gene Ontology annotation, molecular function: RNA binding; protein binding. The coding region runs from base 49 to 2151 and encodes 700 amino acids. Gene Ontology annotation, cellular component: catalytic step 2 spliceosome. NCBI's taxonomy places the organism in Eukaryota, Metazoa, Ctenophora, Tentaculata, Lobata, Bolinopsidae. The transcript has 17 exons. The record is from RefSeq and is a predicted model, not a curated record.